Folsomia candida is the source of this 4079-nucleotide messenger RNA. RefSeq lists its product as uncharacterized. Lineage: Eukaryota; Metazoa; Arthropoda; Collembola; Entomobryomorpha; Isotomidae. Bases 2455 to 4008 code for a protein of 517 amino acids. The record is from RefSeq and is a predicted model, not a curated record. The transcript is spliced from 5 exons.
GCGACCUGCCCAAUGAUGGAGCCCAUGGCGAAAUUCUUCACCGUUUUCGGACCCUACAUUAAAACCCUCGAAAUUCGCAAGUGUUUUUGGAUGGGGCACAAUUUUCCCGUUAUCAUCGACGGGGUGCCAAACUUGGAGAGUCUCUCGUUCGUAGGCCGCGUCUCUGGCGAGGACUGCGUUUACCCGAACGUGGAGCGAGACGAUGUCACGAGGCUGGCGACCAUUUCAAAAUUUCUGUUCUGGCCGAGGCUGAAAUUCCUCUCGUUGGACGUGCGAAGCCAUCCGGACGACGAUUUCAGCUUCAGGCUGGAUCCAGGGACCAUACAACCGUUCCUGAUUCAACUCCUCAUCGCCUCCCCGAACUUGGAAACGUUUAAUUUUCGCAGUAAUCCUGAACAGAGCUUUGCACGCAUGGUUUUUCACACGCUGCUCUCUCAAGAUGAGAUAAAAUUGAAGAAACUAACCCAUAUUUGCGCCCUCCCGAUCCGCCAAGUUUCGCCGAGUGAGGUGCACGCCUUGCGGAUGAAAACGUUUCCCUUGACCGACCUGAGUUUGGACAUUUGUUGUGCGAGGAUUACUGUGGCGAUGUUGCACGACCUCCUCUCCUCAGUGGGGGCCACGUUGAAACGGCUCUACCUCAAGUUCCUCCUUCCGGACGACAUUCUCUGUCGGGAGUUCCCCUCUUCGAAACGUUUGAAGGAAUUGAGGCUCCUCACGUUGAUAAAUUACAGAGGAAAUUUGGGCUUCGUGGCGGAUCUGGUGAAGCUGAAGGUCCUGCAUUUGGACCAGACCUUGCCCAACAUGGUUUUUGAAGGGGUGGGGAAUGAGGGGAAGGUGUAUGCCUUUCCGUUCUCGUUGAGGCUGGAUCCGCUCCGGUAUCGCAACGGCGUGGGGGAGAGGCGUAUCUUUCUAUGCAGCUAAAUAAGUGUAAAUGUUACAUGUUUGCAUAUAUGAAUUUUGUAGGUGAUGGAUGAGCACAAGUUUAGAAAUUGGCACAGCGACAAGUUUUUUUGCAAGAGGUGACGUGUGUACUUUUACUAUGCGAUUAUCGUCAUCAUUAUAACGUAUAGAGUAUAAGUUUAUUGUAAGUAUGUAUGUAAUGUGUGGGACUUUGUGAAUUUUGCGGCUUCCAGUUCAUGAAAUGUUUGAACAGAUGAAAAGUUUGUUUUGUUUAUCAGUUUCUUUUUCAUGUUAAGCGUAUAAUAUUGCAGGAUUUAGCUGUAAUGUGUGUUCUGUAUAUACAAUAAGAAGAUGUACAGAGAGUGAAUCAAGAUACAAAACUCACUUUUAUUUAUUUUUCUACAGCUUUAUUCCUCGUUUGUGAAUUUUGUAAAUUGCUUCAAUGUGUAGCCCAUUAGUUUGUCUAACGAGGUGCAAUCGCUUUUUGUACGCUAGUAUCACGUUUAACAAUUUUUUGGAGUGAUUUUGUUCCACUCGUUUUGAAAAGUUUUCCAAAACCCACUUAGCGCCCAAGCCGUCCGCUUUAAAAUCUCUGCUUCAAGUAAUAAAAACCAAAAUAAUCUAUCUGAAUAAUGUCAUUCGACUCGUCAAGAGCAAUUGCAGUUAAAAAUUUAUUUCGGGAAAAUAAGUUUUCAAACAGUUAUCGCGAAGUUGCUUCGAAAAACUUGAUGUAAGACGGCUUGGGGGCGUACACAAGGUCCUCCUCCGCGCUAAUCUAUUUAUGUCAAAUUGAAUGAUCCUAAAAACUAUUGCCUGACUCAGCCCCAACAUUUUGCGUACUUUUCUGGGCUCACGGAUUUUCCUUAUUGCUAGAAUUUGCAAUAUAGUACAACUCAUCCUCGAUUCUGGCUGAUCUUGGACGCCACUUUGGUGGAGGUGGAACCCUAGCCAAUGAUCCCUGCCUCUUCAUGGCAGUGCCAUUUAAUACACUGGAAACAUGGCUUUGACUGGCACUUGAAUUCAGUUGUCGCCAGUUUCUUAACAAUUUUUUAUGGUACAAUUUAUCUUUGGAAAACUCUAAUACGGCUACCUCGCACUCCGUGGGGGGGAGUGGGGGCAUGUUGAUGCACAGAACUAAAAGUUGUUUUGCGAACUGUUCCUUGACUAUCUGGGUACAACACAUGCAAAUUCCAAUAAUCCCAGGUCUCUCUAACAAAUGUUAUAUCAAAAAUAAAAGUGAGUUUUGUAUCUUGAUUCACGCUCUGUAUGAAAUGAACUCUUUGGUGAGAAUCAUAUAAAUACGAUGCAGUAUAGAUUUGCAUAUGUAUGUAUUUUCUUAGGAUUAGAGGGUACGGAACAGGGAAAUGUUCCCGUGUUCUUGUUACGUAAAGGACAAUGGGACAUUCGCCAAGAAUUUUAUGUUGAGAGGAAGAAGUGAACCGUAUGCAUUACACGAGAUAAUCUGCAAUGUCCGUCCUGACACGUAGUUCUUAUAUCCUCGCUGCUGCUUAAUUUGAAUCUGUAUCGUGUCUAAUUAUUUCGUCACAUUUGACAAUGGAGGAGGAGGAGGAGGAGGAAGAGUACGGUGAAGAUAAUGGCGACGACGACUUUGAGGACAUCAUGUACAGCAGUUACCUCAACCCACAUCCAAUGCUCAUCCCCACGAUUGUGAGCCAAAUCCUUAUGGAAUUUUCAUACACCGAACUGAAGCAGUUUCGCUUGGUCUGCACAUCUUGGGAAUUCGAGGCGUCCUCCAUCCUGAAGAGCAAGACUCAAAUCCGAUUCGCCUCCCUCGCCCAAGUGACCGCUUAUAUCACCCAACUCGACGAAAACUACUGUUGCGACAGCUACGAAUUUGGUCCCGACGUGCCCAUGCUCUCCUGCAAUAUGCAAAUCUUCUUCGAUACUUUCGGCCCGGAUGUGAAAUGUCUCAAACUGCACCAAACUGAGUGGACGGGACCCGAAUUGUGGGACAUCUUAUCGCGAAAACUCCCCUCUUUGGAGGAACUCAGUGUGCGAAUCUUCAUUCCAAGAGAGGCCAACUUUCUUCCGAUCGGUUCCACCCGGGUUUUAGGAACGAUCCGGAUUUUAAAGUUGAAUUUCUCCAUAGAAAAACCAUACAAGGCGUCCCCCCCGCCGCCCGAGGAGGUCGUGUGUCCCACCAUUUUGAAAGAACUCCUCCUCGCGAUGCCCUCCCUGGAGGAGAUUUAUUGCCCCAGUUGGCCCACCUACGUCCGUCCAGAUAAAGUUGUCAGCGGGCUUUUCUACAACGUAAUUUUUGCCUACCCGGAAAUCAAGUUUGCGAAAUUGUCCUACAUCCACAUCAAUGCGGCGCUGGAUAACGCCCAACUUUUCGCACUGAUGGAUAAGAAUUUUCCGCUAAAAGAAUUACGCCUCGAGCUCCACCCGGACGUGCAACCGUACGCGUUCUACUUUCUCUUGAAGAGUUUGGAGGCCACGUUGAAAACUUUGAUCCUGAUUUUUCACCCGGAUUAUGACGCGGAAAACUUUGAUCAGUUUCCGACCCUGCGGAAUUUGGAGUAUUUGUCCCUCCACAAGUAUUGCGGGCCGGUGGAUGGCGUGGUGAAAUACUUGCCCAGGUUGAAGACGCUGCUUCUGAAUGAUUCUUAUGUGACGGAUGAGUCGUGUGAGGAUGGAGGCGGAGGCGAUGAGGAGGCGAGAUUUCGUGCCAAUCGGUUGGAAGAGUUGGUCAUCGAGGGGGUCACGUACUGUCCGCACGCACAGUUGAACGUGCUGACCAGGAAGUUUCAAAAUUUGAAGAGGCUUCGUGUUCAGCAUGUGGACGAUGAGAUGUUGAGGCUGGUUUUUGCGAGGUUGGGAGGCCUGGAAGAACUCGUGGCGGAUGGGAAAUUUACGGACGCGGGGGUUUGUGGGAUACCGAUUGACAUUUGUCAGAAUAUCUUUGACGUGCCGGAUAUCGAUAGGGUCCGGUAUCACCCGUAUAUUGGGAGGCUACAGAAUUUGCAACGACUUUCCCUGAAUUCGUGGGCGAUCAGCUACUUAUCCGUCCUCCUGGGAAUAAACGACUGCAAAAAGUUAAAAUUUAAGCGACUCGUGUCACCACAGAUUAUGGCCUCGUCUCGGUAAAAUUGUGUUUGAAUAUGCAUAGACGUUCUUUUACUCGGAUAAAUAAAUAUGUACCCCAAUUUGAGACGGAA